Messenger RNA from Astyanax mexicanus (Mexican tetra), 2868 nucleotides. RefSeq names its product proline-rich nuclear receptor coactivator 1 (gene pnrc1). The record is from RefSeq and is a predicted model, not a curated record. The transcript has 2 exons. NCBI's taxonomy places the organism in Eukaryota, Metazoa, Chordata, Actinopteri, Characiformes, Acestrorhamphidae. Gene Ontology annotation, biological process: nuclear-transcribed mRNA catabolic process, nonsense-mediated decay. Bases 719 to 1672 code for a protein of 317 amino acids. Gene Ontology annotation, cellular component: P-body; nucleus.
GUGGGAAAGUCCAGCCGUUUGGACUCUGUGGAAAUAAAGAAACGAGAAAGAAUAAGCUCUCUUUAGUCUCUUCGGUUUAAAGAGUUGUGUAGCGAGCUAGACUAGGCUGGGUGCGGUUUGUUAGUUUGUUAGCUAGUUAAACCGCUGCUGCUGAGAGUGAAGCUUAACUUAUUUAGUUGGAAAACUCUCUCUGGACUCAGCUUCAUUCUGAGACUUUAACUGACACUAACCUGCCUUCUGCUGUUCUGACAGCCAGAGCUGAGCCCUAGUUCUCUCAGCUGUUCGUUUUUUACCGCAGUUUAAAGUCAGAGUAAAGGAGUAAAUGUUUAGUGGUUUAGUGUUUUUUUCUGCUCCGGGUUGUUUUCCUUUGUUCCGCGGCGGUGGGAGGGGCAGGACUACAGCCGGAACUUGCGAUGCUUCUGCGCCAUUUCGGUGAAGUCAGCUCGAGCUGCGCCAUAUCUCUCGACCUAAACUUUUUCAGCUCGUCUUUCUGAGCGAUUUCAGCAUCUGAAACGACUGAAUUCAGGUUAAAGCGGACUUGUUUUCGGCCGUAUUUUCUGUUUUCGAGUAGAAGAGCCCGCGAGGCGGAGACUCGAGCGAGUAAAGCGAGUUUUUUUCCGCUGUUAGCUCGCAGGCUAACACUAUAGCUGUAGUUAGUUAGCUUGCCCGCGCCUAAUCCUCAGCUCGGCUCGGUCCUGUGUCUGUUUAUUCACCGUCCAUGUAUCCACCUCUACCGCCCUGCGGCGGGUUUGAAAUCAUGCUGGGAGAAACACUCGUGCAUCGAAUCGAGUCAAGCCUGGACGACGUGGAAAACAACAAGCCGCAGUUAACGACGACCACAGCGGCCACCACCUCCUCCUCCGCCCGCUCCAACCUCAACGCCUCCAGGAGAGCGCUGCUCAAGAAGGGCGCUCGCCGAGUCCGCACAGCCACCAGCCUGCAGGGCAAACACGGCCAGAGCGGCCAGGGGCAGCAGCAGCUCCACCACCACCAUCAGAGACAGCAGCAGGCGGCUCUGAUCCGCAACAACAACCACCACCAUCAGGCGCGCCUGGCGGACAUCAUCAACAACAAUAACACCAACACCACCAGCAGCAGCAGCUCCUCCAGAACCGCGGCUCCAGCAGCCGAGCUGCCAGCCAGCAGAACCGCGGGGAACGCGGUCACACACCUAAAACCUGCAGCCAAAAAGGAGCUGCUGAAAUCGAAAACAGGAAGAGCUGAGAGAGGAAACCAGCCAAACGGGCAGUCCAUCCACAGCCUGAGCAAGCAUGAGCAGUCCGCUCCUAACCUGAUUGUACGCAGUCAGAAGAGCAGGCUCAGCAACACACCUGGAAUCAUAACACUUGCAAGAAAAUGUGACAGCAACAACAAGCAGAGCCCCCCUGUGUUAUUGCUCUCCAGCCACAGGGACGAGAAGAGGCCUUUAAGCUCAGCAGAUGGCGGCAGGAACGCCAACCUGUGUCCACCUCUACCUUCACCCGAGGAGAACCUCAAAGAUGGUGAGAAGACGUACGCAGGGGCCAAGUUCAGCGAGCCACCCUCGCCGAGCGUGCUGCCCAAACCACCCAGCCACUGGGUGGGCGAGAACAACCCCAAACAUUCCGUCAGCAGCAGAGAGCAGAUGUCCGUGCAUUUGAAGACCCUGCUGAAGGUCCAAGCCGAGCCAUGACCCCACAUUCGGCAAACAUAUCGUCCAAAUUUGGAUUCUCAGUGGACGCCCAAACACCUUAAUAGUCACAAAUUGGCAUUGGACAAUCGAGCAUAAAGACUGGAAACGUUAUUUGUUGCAACAGAAAGUAUUGAGUUUGGACUGCGAUUUACAAAAAGAAGAAAGAUUAGAGUUCUGCGUUUGUUUUAAGAAAGUGGCCUUGUGUUAAAUGGGUUUUUUUCCUUUUUAAACAAAACUUGUGUAAAUGUAAAUACUGUAAGACAUGUAAUAUAUGUGUAUAUUUUUGAUGUUCAUUUUAACAAAAGAGUAAAUCUAGUUUUGUUACUGAGGCUUAUGAGUCACAUGAUGACUGCAUUCAUCAUGGUAUAUCAUGAUGUGGUAUGCUCUUUUAAAGUGUACUGAUAAGCUACAGGAGCCAAUUUUGGGGCACAUUGCAUGUAAGAAGUUUGCUUACAAUUUUGCACAAGACUGAAAAAAACAACACGGGUCCCUUUAAGGUGUGAGAAUUAAUUGAGAGUGUGGCGCUGUAAGGUUCUGUGAACCCGUCCACACGUCCUGUGGCUGCUAUGGCUGAAUGCACUGCAUAGAGAGCCUGCAUCAUGGACUGUCUUGGAAAGGGGGCUCAACAGACAACAGAGAGAAAGAGUGUAAGUCUAAAUGGAAGGACUUUGGUCUCGUAUGAGGAGCACUGCCGACAACCGAAGCAAAACAGAGAAAUAACCAACAGCAUUUCCAAAAACCUAUGGAUUCUUGUUCCGCUCUGCAAGCACUGAUCCUUUAGAUUAACUUUUUGUUUUCUUUGUAUUAAUUCCUUUUCUGUAGCAUUAACAGCCUUGCUCCUGGUUUAUUGAAUGUUGUAUUUGUCAUACUGGGGAGAAAGAAGUUUACUGUGAGAGAGAAGGAUUAUAUGUUGUGAGGUGUUUACUUGUGUUUGGAGAAAGCCAGGCAGCUACCAGCAUCCUUUCCUUCUUUUGACUAAAUUUUCACACGACUUUACUUUUUUUUUUUUUUUUUAUAACCGUCUGAAACCCAACACAUUUUGUUGCAACAAAAAAAAUGUUUUCAAUCUUUUGACCACAGUCUGUUUUAAAAGAAAACAAACAAUGCAUUCCCCUUUAUCUGAUUGGAAAGAGAAACGUUAUGAACGUUUUUAUUGAAAAAUAUAUAUUGAAAUAAAGAAUUGGCUAUCCCCUUUA